UGGAUCUAUAUUAAACAUCGGCGUCGUUUACGGGACGGUGAAGCGAAUGAACAAGUCGUGUUUUACUUCGUUUACCAUCAGAUAGCGAGACCUCCAAUACGGACGGGUCGUGUUUUAAAGAUAUAUCAGCAUCCGGGAUCCGUUGGCCGUCAGCUGAUCACGGCCAGGAUGCCAGACAGACAGUACUCUGAGCUACUCUGCUGGCUGAGAAGAAUCUGAAGUAGUUUAUCUAAAUGAAAAUGGCCACUAAUCCUCCCAAAUUCAAAGUCCCGCUCGUUGAUGAUGAAAGGCUGCAAAACUUGAAAAAUGCUUUUGAGAGACAUUAUGGAGAGACUCCGCUCUUCUAUGCAUGUGCGCCUGGGAGAGUCAAUCUAAUAGGAGAGCACAUUGAUUACUGUGGUUUCUCUGUUUUGCCAAUGGCUAUUGAACAGAAUAUCUUUGCUGCAGUCUCAGUGAAUAAUUUGGGAACAAUCCAGCUGGCCAAUAUAAAUCCUCUGUACAACAAUAUCACUGUGUCUUGUUCAGAGGAAAUCGUUAUUGACAGAACUAACCCGAAGUGGUAUUAUUAUUUCCUGUGUGGUGUUAAGGGCAUUCAGGAGAAGUUUGGGAUCACACGUUUACCAGGAAUGUCGUGUGUCAUCGACGGCAAUGUUCCACCGAGCUCUGGUCUGUCCAGUUCUAGUGCCCUUGUUUGUUGUGCUGGGCUCGUAACAAUGGAGGCAAAUCAGAAGUCCCUCUCCAAACUAGCUCUUGCAGAGAUAUGUGCAAAAUGUGAGCGAUACAUUGGUACAGAGGGAGGAGGCAUGGACCAGUCCAUCUCAUUCCUGGCAGAGAAAGGAACUGCAAAACUGAUAGAGUUUGAGCCGUUAAGGGCGAUUGAUGUCCAGCUCCCAGCCGGUGCUGUUUUUGUGAUUUCCAACUGCUGUUUGGAGAUGAAUAAAGCGGCAUCUUCUCACUUUAACAUUCGUGUGGUAGAGUGUCGGAUCGCCACAAAGAUGCUGGGCCAAGCCAAAGGGUUGAACCAAAAGGGGUUGCUAAAGCUGGCACAGGUGCAGACGGAGUUGAAAGCAUCUCUGGAGGAGAUGCUGCUUCUUGUGGAUGAGGUUCUACAUCCCGAGCCGUACAGCCGAGAGGAGAUCUGUAAAGCUCUCGACAUCACAUCGCAGCAGUUCUCCACAGAGCUACUCAGUGCAAAUACUCAACAUGUAACACAUUUCAAGCUGUACCAGCGAGCCAAACAUGUCUACGGCGAGGCUUCACGUGUGUUGCGCUUUAAGGAUGUGUGUGAUUGUGAGGCUGAAGAGUCCAUCCAGCUACUGGGUGACCUGAUGAACCAGAGCCACGCAAGCUGCAGAGAUCUGUAUGAGUGCAGCUGCCCUGAACUAGACCAACUAGUGGAUAUUUGUCUGAAAUCAGGCGCUGUGGGGUCCCGGUUGACAGGAGCAGGCUGGGGCGGCUGCGCUGUGUCUAUGGUUCCCAGUGACAAAGUUCAGUCCUUCGUGCAAGCAGUGAGGGAAGCUUACUACCUCCCUGAUCCUCGUAGAGCAGCAAUGGAAAAACAAAGUUUGUUUGUCUCAAAGCCUGGAGGAGGAGCUGCAAUUUACGUAGAGAAUUGAAAUGUACUGUCACAGCUGUAACUCUAUCUAAAAUAUAUCUAUAUUCAAUUGGACCAAAGUUGAAUGGAAACAUUAAUACUAGGUGACAUAAAAAUGGGACCUUUUAACAAUCCAAUCAAACCAAGAGUGAUAGGAGAAAGAGAUUUUAUUCAUAGUAAUUGAAAACCAUAAAACAUGCCAUUUUAGAAACAGUUAUGGAAUUUUUUUUGUUUUUAAUUGUGUCCUUUAACUGGCGUCCUCCUGUACGAAUGCAUUGUUGAAAUCUGUUGAGAUUCCUCAUUGACCGCUGCAACAUCUAAGCUGGGAUACUGUAAUUUUCAUCCUGCAUUUACCAUGGUUACUAAAAGGCAGAGUGUUUACUUGCUCAAGGUGACUGUCUCGCACUGCCGCUCCUUGCUCAUGUCUGCCAAUACGCUCUUCAAAUAUUCCCUUUUUUAAAAAUCUGAAUUUAUACUGGAAAACAAAGGGAGUCUUUUUUUUUACUUGUAUUUUUACAAUAACUUUUCAUAAAUUUAUCCAACUCAUGCGUGGUGAGAAAAAAAUUAAGCCAUUUUUAUAUAAACUAAUGGCUUGAUUUAGGGUUGGAUUGAGUGAAAAAGUGCAUUUUCUUUUUAAAUACAUUUCAUUUUUAGAUAGAAAAAAAUCAAAUGAAUGGAAAUGAAGUAAAAUGAACAGGUCAAUGCAGAAAACACAUAUCUAUAUUUUUGUAAAAUUCUGGUUUGCCAUGGAGUCAAUUGGUUAGCUCAGUAUUACAUGAAAAAAAAAUCUGGGAUUAGAUAUGUUGGGUUAUCACAGCCUUUAAUUGCUGAACUAACUAAAAUGAUUGGUUUCAAAGCAAUGUUUUCAUGAGAAUAAAGCUUCAUUUUGAAAAGUGUGCCUCAUUUUUAUUAUUUUCAGGAAAUGUUUUUUUCCUAUUACUUAUGCAUUCAGUUGUUUACCAUUAAGAGUUAUUACGGUAUACUGUACUGUACAGAAUUAUGAGCUCAAAAGCAGAUUGGAAAUGAGUUUGUUCUAUUUAAAAAUGAUUUGAUUUACAUGAUGUCCGCUGGGAGGUGGUGUUAUCAAGUAUAAAUGUAUGGUUAUACACUAACUUCAUUUUGCGUGAAGAA
This is a messenger RNA of Corythoichthys intestinalis (scribbled pipefish), 2725 nucleotides long. It is a transcript of the gene galk2, whose product is annotated as galactokinase 2. Bases 234 to 1616 code for a protein of 460 amino acids. Gene Ontology annotation, molecular function: ATP binding; galactokinase activity. The record is from RefSeq and is a predicted model, not a curated record. Gene Ontology annotation, biological process: carbohydrate phosphorylation; galactose metabolic process. NCBI's taxonomy places the organism in Eukaryota, Metazoa, Chordata, Actinopteri, Syngnathiformes, Syngnathidae. The transcript is spliced from 11 exons. Gene Ontology annotation, cellular component: cytoplasm; cytosol.